Spodoptera litura is the source of this 970-nucleotide messenger RNA. It is a transcript of the gene tara, whose product is annotated as SERTA domain-containing protein 2 taranis. Lineage: Eukaryota; Metazoa; Arthropoda; Insecta; Lepidoptera; Noctuidae. Gene Ontology annotation, molecular function: transcription regulator activity. Gene Ontology annotation, cellular component: nucleus. The record is from RefSeq and is a predicted model, not a curated record.
GCUACCCGCUAGCUUCAGUCUGCGCUCGGCCACCACCUUGUUCGCUCGUGUCUGUGACGCCGUGCUGUGACAUAUUUGACAGUUGUUAUCGUGAAUCGUGUGAUGUUUUCGUAUCGGAACUAUGGUGUAUCCCAAUGAAAAUGUGGAGUGAUUUCCAGGGCUCGGGCGGCGGGUGCGGCGCCAAGCGGCGCGCCGGCUCCCCGUGUGAGGGCGGCGGCAAAGUCGCGCGCUGGGAAGACUCGAUCGCGCGGCUAGAGGCCGUGGCCGCCGGCGCGGGCGGCGGAGACUGCUGGCGCUCCGAGGAGGAGGAGCGGCGCGCGUGCCGCCGGCGCUGGUGUGGCGGCUGGUGCGGUGCGCACGAUACCAUUCGGGCCGAGAACGGCAAGUCCUACCUGGAGCUGGGCGGUGCUGCUGCGCGCGCCUGCUGCGACGGCCGCGCGGCUGGUCGCUGUGCCUCUCGUCGCUGCUACCGCGAGAGGCGGUUCAAAAUGAUGAAUCUGUGUGCGCUGAAACUGGCGCGCUUACGCCAGACGGCGGAUCCGUCGCUGAGGCGCUCUGUGCUCGUCUGCAAUACGUUACGUGGCAUCGAGCGCGAGAUGGAGCGCGAGAGUGCCGAGGAGGCGCCCUUCGAGCCGGCGUGCGUAGCUGGUGGAGUAGCACGCUGCGAGCUGUUGAGCUCUCGCGACCCGGCGGCUGGUCGUGCCACCCCCUUCCCUGCGCCGCCACCGCCGGACCGAGACUCCGGCUACGGCGACGAAGAGCAACGGACCAUCGACUGGGGCUCCGUACUGAGCCUGUCAUCGAGGUCGGCGCUCGACCCCCCCGAAGACGCGUGGCCCGACGACUGGGGCUGGAGCGAGGACAGCUUCGUGCGGCUGCUAGUGCCGACGAGUUAGUGCACGGCGCGCGGGCAGGACUCGCCCGCGCCCCACUGAGCGCCUGUGAUAGCGCGGGCCGCGCCGCGCGGUGA